AUGGAGGGCACAGAAGUUUCUUCUUAUGGGGAUAUGAUCUUUGAAGCUAUCCUUGAAGACGGAAUUUUUCGAUUUGACUGCUCCACUGAUGAUCGACUUGCAGCAUUUCCAAGUUUAUCAUUUGUUGAUCCUCAAACAAGGGAAGUACCUAUUAAGAGUUCAAGGGUGCCCGAAUAUGUACCCAGUUUCGAAGCUAAAUGCGGGCAGCAAAAUGUUAUCAUUCAGGUAUGCUUUUAUUGGUGCUCGGUUCUUUUUUACUUGGUAUUUCUGAUUUAUGCCUAUAGAAAACAUAAUUUUUUUGUUCCUGGUUUACACGUUUCUUGUGUAGCUUCCUACUGGUUCCAAUUUUUAUGGAACGGGUGAAGUUAGUGGACCCCUAGAACGGACAGGGAGACGUGUAGGUUCCUAUUCCCUAGUUUCCAUUGAGAAAUUGAAACAAUAUAGUUACCUAUUUACUCUCUAUGCCUCAGAUAUUCACGUGGAAUUCAGAUGCAUGGGGCUACGGACCAGGAACUACAUCCCUAUACCAGUCUCAUCCCUGGGUUCUGGCCCUUCUCCCUGAUGGGAAAGCGUUGGGCGUUCUUGCUGAUACAACCAGGCGUUGUGAAGUAGAAUAUUUCUUUUAGUUGUUCCACAUCCGUGCCUACCUUCAUACUCUACAGUGAUUGAUAUGUCUUCAAUAGGUAGAUCUGCGGGAGGAGUCCACAAUAAGGUUCGCUGCUUCAGUGUCAUACCCAAUCAUAACAUUUGGUCCAUUUGAGUCACCAACUGAAGUUCUGACACGUCUUUCUCGUGCAAUUGGUGAGCUUUCCUUGAAGCCAUUACUCCAUUUAAUUAAUGCUCUGUUUCACGCAUAAUGAUAAAAUACACAAAUCUUUUUUUCUUUUUAUCUGAGCCCCAGACUGUCGUUACGUGAUUGCAUUUGAUACUAUUAUAGUCAUCAGACAUCUACAAGACGUAAAUAUAUGCCCCUAGAGUCCUUAAAUCCUUUUAUACUAAAAACUAUUUCAAAAAUGAUUUGUUUCAAACUCCAUACUACAUUUAACCCAUUGCAUCACAAUUUGAAAUUGAAUUUUUGCGAAUUCAUUAUGGAUUAGUAUACCAUCUCAUCUUUUUAAGGUACCUUUGACAGUCUCGUUACAGUGAGUCAUUUACUGCUGCGUUUUUUUUCUUUUUCUGAUGCAUUAUUCUGCCCCUUUCAUUGUUUCUUCAUGUAGAGAAUUUUAGGUUGGUAUUUUUUGAGUUUUACCUCGCCUUUUUUGAUCAUGUUUUUAAUUAUUUCCCUGUUAUCUGCUACUAACUGAAGGCUAUGUUUUUUCCGUUGUUAUCUCUCUAGGAACCGUUUUUAUGCCUCCCAAAUGGUCUUUGGGCUAUCAUCAAUGCCGAUGGAGCUAUGAUUCUGACAAGAGAGUUCUUAAGGUAGCUAAAACCAAAUAUUUUACUUUAUCAUCACCACAUUACCGGUUGUUUAUGGUUCUUUUUUUAAAUUGCGAAUAAUAAUGAUCUUUCAACAGUAAACAUCAAUCAAGUCUUCUGGGACUUGAUUAAUCCUGAGGCCCUUUAAAGAAGAAAUUCCGUUAACUUUAUCAAUCAAUCCUGAAGACCACAGCUCUGGGCCAAAACAUUUCCAUAUCAUGAGUUUUUAUCUUUGCAGAUUGCUCAAACAUUUCGAGACAAAAGUAUGCCUUGUGAUGUCAUAUGGAUGGACAUUGAUUACAUGGAUGGUUUUAAAUGUUUUACUUUUCACAAGGUAUGCAGUUUCUAACAGGAAUUUUCUCCUUACUCAACAGAGCAACUUCAUCGUAAUUACUUGAUUGAAAGGUUUCAUAUGUUUUGCUAUGAUACAGUGCUAGGAGGAAUUCCCAUUCCAUUAUAAUAACAUUAUUUCGUGAUAUACGUGAUCUCUCACUUAAAGGUCCUAAUUCAACUUCUCAUACUUCAUAAUGCUCUCUGUACUAUGAAACAUAUUUGUUUAGCUUACUGCGGAUUUUACUAUGAGUUUUGAAAUUUUCUUAUCAUUGAAACAUCUAUUAUUCUAUUAUUUAUUUACUGUUUUAUGAUUUACUGAUUGAUUGAUUUCACAUUAAACUUAAUUAUUUCAUUCGUCCUGUAUGAUUAGCUCCGCUUAACUUGCGUCUUACCCUCUCCAAUUGGACCUUUUUUAAAGUCUGUUUUUGAUGCCCAUUCCUUAGUUUUAUGCACAUCAACGCAGAAAAAUAUAUUUUAUCCUGUAGGAUUUUCAUUGUACUUUGGUCUGAAGAUAAAAGAGAGGGUGAAUGUCGAAAGGCCUUUAGGUUCAGUGAGGGUGAACGGCGGAAAACUCUGCCAAACUAUUGGAUCAGACGUGGUUCAUCCUUAGUAGACAUCUCAUUGGCAAACACGCCCAUGUAUUGAUGAAAUAUCUUGUCCUCACCCUCGACACAUUGCAUAGCAUGUCCAUGGUUAAUCCUAAUUUUUUUUUUUGCUUCAUAUUGAAUCUUACGAUUGUUUCUUGAUAAUGACAUGACCUUUCAUGCAUUAAUGAAAAACAACCAUUUUUAAAUUAUUCAUCAGCAUAAAGUUUUUCUCUUCAAUGAUUUCUCAGGAGCGUUUCCCUGAUCCAAACUCCCUGUUCGAUGACCUGCAUUCCCGCGGGUUCAAUGCCAUAUGGAUGCUAGAUCCUGGAAUUAAACACGAACCAGGCUAUUUUGUUUAUGACAGUGGCUGUGAAAAUGAUGUUUGGAUUUUAAAAGAAGAUCAAAAGCCCUUUGUUGGUAAGCACACUAAGCAUUCGGGUGUUGUGACAUUACAUCUUUAAAAGUGCUAAACAAUUUUUGUGUCAUCGUUAGGGGAUGUAUGGCCUGGACCUUGUGUUUUUCCCGAUUAUACACGAGAAGAAACACGCGUAUGGUGGGCAAAGCUAGUGAGGGAUUUCAUCGCCAAUGGUGUGGAUGGCAUAUGGAAUGACAUGAAUGAACCUGCAGUUUUCAAAGUAAAAUUUAGCUCUACGAUUCAUAACUUCCAGUUUUUGCGGUCACCGUUCUGACAAAUGAUAUUUAUUCAGGUUGCAACAAAAACGAUGCCUGAAAGCAACAUUCAUGGAGGAGAUGCUGAACUGGGUGGUCGUCAGAAUCACUCUCAUUACCAUAAUGCAAGUUCUUACUGAAUUAUCUUGCACUCUUUUCCAUAAUGUAGAUGUCACAUGAUAUGCAGUCCUUUUUCUAAGUUCAGUUUCACGAUAGGUUUAUGGUAUGCUGAUGGCUAGAUCAACUUACGAAGGAAUGAAGAUGUCUUCUGGAAAAAAACGGCCAUUUGUUCUCACUAGAGCCGGAUUUAUUGGUAGCCAAAGGUAUGCUGCUACUUGGACCGGGGAUAACCUAGCAAAUUGGGAGCAUUUACAUAUGAGUAUAUCGAUGGUGCUUCAGUUGGUAUGUUUUCUCCUCUUUUCAUUUUUAUCUAUAUAAAUGAAAUGCAUAAUGUAAAUCAUUAGCGGGACACUGACAUAUUUGUGAAAUUUAUGACCUGUCUUUCAUAACCUUGUUGUGGUGGUGUGUAUCUUAUAAUAUCAUAUUAUAGAGAAAUUAAAAGUUUUAAACUAGAAAAAAGUGUUCAAUGCUCCCUUAAAUAGAAACAUCAUUUUUCUAUUAUAUAAUUAACAAUUAUUUGAAGUAGAUUUUAUAUUUCUAGAGAAGUGAAUUCACUGUUGGUGUUUAUGCAUGUAUAAUUAUUCUAACUGUGGUUGAGUCAGAAGGCCAGAGCUUAUGAAAGUUAAACAUUUAUGCUAUAAUAGUGCCUUAUACUUUCUGACAACUAGGCAUAGCAGACUUCUGCAAUGGUAGCCUAGAAUCCAAAUUAUUCGAAUGUUUCCAGUCGUUUGCCUUAUUCCGUGAGAUAGUGCAAUUUUUUUUGGUCGAGUAGUAGUCAGAUAGGAGAGAUAUUGUUCUGUCAUCAGAAAGGUUCUGUGAGCCCAAUUGGCCAAUAUUCUUCUAUGCUUUUAGUGUGCAUAUUGAUAUCAUGCCAUGUAAAUAUUUCUUUCUGAUGCUAGAUAUAUUCUGGAGAAAAAAUCAAGCUUAAUGUCGGAAUCCAUUUAACAUGGUCAUUGUGAACGGAAAAGUAAUCAACUCAAUAAUAUUGACGUAGUUACUGUUGGUAGAGAGCUUGUUUUCUGAUGAAUGUCCUUUAUUUGUCUAGUUUAUUAUUGAUUAUUAUUUUUAAAAUAUCUUGGCUGAGAGAAGGGUGGUAGUCUCCUGAUGGAGUGGGGCUCUGAUGGAGCACGAACACCAGUCGAGCUCAACCUAUGUCUACUGUUUCAAGUGGGGCAGAGAAAUUUUUUAUGCCAUUCUGAUGUUGAAUGCACAAAGGUGUUGAUUACCUCUCGUAGAAGUGUGUAAAAAGGCCAAGAUGUUUGAAUAAUGUGCUGCAGUACGAGAAGAGGAUACAUCAAUAGCUUAAUUUACUUAUAUGGAUCUCCCAUUAAACAUGUGUUUUUCCUGAAAAAACACAUGUUUUUGUCUUUUAUUUGUACAUCCAUUAACUUUCUUUACUAUUUUUUCACUGACGUGUGUAGAAUUUUUAAACAAUUUAUGAUGUGCCAAAGUCUCCUACGAGUUCAUCACUUAUGUUUCUUGAUGUUUCAUUUUCCUGGGCAGAGUCUCAGUGGUCAGCCAUUAUCCGGACCAGAUAUUGGUGGCUUUGCUGGGAAUGCUUCUCCUAAGUUGUUUGGGAGAUGGAUGGGAAUCGGCGCUAUGUUUCCUUUCUCUCGUGGUCAUUCAGAAACUAAAACAGUUGACCAUGAACCAUGGUCCUUUGGAGAAGAGGUUCGUCCUUUACCAUUCUAUAUCAUAUUGUUGCAUUUUAUUGUGGAUAUAAAGUUAUUUUUUUUGUUGUUUUUUUGGAAUUGUUGAUGAAAUCAAUCUUCCUGUGAACAAAAUGUACCUGUAUGGAGGAAGGGGAAGAACAAGAAAAACAAGACAAAAUAGAUAAAAAUGUCUUGAUGUCAAAUUCCAUGACAAAGAAGUAGAGUUAUUUCCGGUAUAUAAAUUUAUAAUGCCUUACCACAUCAAUUUGGGAUCUUCGUAAAAGCUUAUGCCAACUUGGGGAUAAAGUCCCUUUUUACACCAAAGCCCAAUAAUCGUCCAAUUCAGCGGGAAAGUUGACUUUUAAAGUUUCCAGAGUCAGCAUUGAUGCUUUUAACUCUCAAUACUAAGCAUAGCGGUCAGCUAGAUGUAGAAGGUAUGUGAUUUGGUCAGAAUUGAGGCAAGUUUUUGCUGUCUUAUCCCGUUCAGAUCUUCCUCUAGGAAUGCCAGGGAAGACAAGCUGCUCAUGUACUUAUGUCCAAAUAAUAGAGGGUAGUCACUAUUAUUUGAGAGAGAGAGAGAGAGAGAGAGAGAGAGAGAGAGAGAGAGAGAGAGAGGUACAAUUUUUUGAAUGGAGUAAGGAAAGGAAGGACCGCAGCCUUUAUUUUUAUUCUGGUCAGGUGCUUAAAUAACUUUCAUCACUUGGGGAAACUUACGGAAGUGUUGAAUAUUGACCUUUUGAAAACAUACUGCCUCUACGAAUGUUCAUCAUUUGGUUUUUUAAUUCAGUCAGUAUGUCAUAUGACCAACCUUCAAAAUUUGCCGCUCUUAUACAUGGAGAAUAUAAUUCACAUAUCGUCUAAUCUUCCUUAAAAUGGGCUUCUUCAUUAACUCCACUAUGAACUUCAUCUCAAACUUUGAGAUCAGGUUCAUCGGAUAAACAUUCAAAUGGGCUUCAUUAUAGAAAAUUGUAAACUUGGCUUCAUCAUAUAGGUCCUCGAAUGAGUUUUGUCUCAUAAAGUUGUCAAUUAGGUUUGUUUUAUAAAGUCCAAGAAGGCUUCACCUUUGAAAUCAAUAAAUGGUUUUCAUCCCAUAAAUUAUCUCGGGGCUUAUGUAUGCAUUCAAAUUAGUAUAUGUUUAAUGAAAACGAAGUUUCAUUUUUUGGCAUCAUUUUUAAGAAAAACUAAUGCCAACUUUGGUUGGUGAGGAGGACUCAAAUCUAAGCUUUCCCUAGAAAGCUGAAUCCAUACGUGAGCUCGAGACAUAAUAAAUGCAAUAAAUUAUCUAAAGUUUAUUAAAGCGACAAAAGAUAACAAGUUGCUUCAGAAACCAUCUUAAAAAAUUCAUUUUCACUACGUUUCUCUUUCGAUUUAUUGUGUGCCACAAGACUUGCAAUGAAAGCCAAUUUACUCUGAAACUGUAGCAAUUUUUUCACUUUUGAAGUAAACCUAAGACGUAUAACAAAAAGCUAUAUUUCAUCAUUUCUAAGAUGGAUAUUUUUUUAGUUUACAUUUUUUCCGUUCACCGUUUUGGUUCUAUGUUAAAAUGUUUUGGUGGGUCUUGAAAGAGCUUAUAUUCACUGAAAAACUUUCUCAUUAUGAAUUUUAACAUCACUUUAUCCUUACAGUGUGAAGAGAUAUGCCGCUUAGCACUGCUUAGACGCUACAGGCUUAUCCCACACAUCUAUACUCUAUUUUAUAUGGCUCACACGAAGGGUACUCCUGUCCUUGCGCCCACCCUUUUUGCUGGUAUGGCUGGUGAUAUCUUUGGUACUUAAUGACCUUUAGAAGUCUAGUUCUCAUAGAAUGAUGGGUGAUUUUUUUCACACAGAUUCAAAGGAUCCACGUCUGAGAUCAGUGGAAAACUCUUUCCUCAUGGGUCCUCUUUUAAUAUGCACAAGGUAUUGGAUAAAUUAUCCUUCAACUUUUGUAUGCUCCGAGAAGAAUAACCCUGUCAAGAUAUAAUUCAAACAUAGGUAGCAGAAUAACACGUUUUUUGCCUGUUGUGUUUGUAAUAUCCUUCCGACUUUUGUAUGAUCCGAGGAUAAUAACCCUGUAGAGAUAUAUUUCCAACCUAGGUAGCAGGAAAACACAUUAUGCAUAUUGUCUUCGCAAGAUCUUUCAACUUUUGUAUGAUCCCAGAAGAAUAGCCCUGCCAAGACAUAUUUCCAACUUAGGUACCAGAAUAACACAUUUUUCAUAUUGUGCUUGUACACAGAUUAACCUGUUUCUAUUUUAGAAGUGAUAUACAAGUUCUAAUUGUUCAUGUUGACUAAGUAAUAAGAUCAGCUAAGCCUUAUUUGGCUACUCCAUACAUUAUUUCAGAUGUAUAUAGUUUAUUAUAUGUAUAUGAAACAAAAAAGAAGAAAUGACAAGAAAAAAUUGUGAUAUGAUUGAUAAAGAAGAAAAAUAUCUGAUAAUUCUCUUUCUAUGUUUCUCUAUGUUUUAAUUAUUUACAUGAAAUAUUAGCACAUAAUAGUUAUACUGAUUAGAGGAACACUUUCUUAUUGCCUUCUUUUUCUUAGCACUGUACCUGAAAAAGGAUCUGAUGAGUUGCAAUUCGUGCUGCCAAAAGGCAUCUGGUUGCGUUUUGAUUUUUGCGACUCACAUCCAGUAAGGACUCGCAACAAAUUUAUGUCUAAAGUUUUUAUCAAUAUGAUUUAUCUAGCUUAUAGGUUACGCUACUUUAUGGUAAUCAUUUCCUGAACACAGGAUUUGCCAAUUCUAUAUUUACAAGGGGGGUCAAUAAUUCCUAUGGGCCCCGCUAUUCAGCAUGUUGGAGAAGCAAAUCGAACUGAUGAACUGUUUCUAAUGAUUGCUUUGGACGAAAAUGGUAAUCUUCUGUUAUCAUGUACAAUCUUUCGGUUUUGAUUUUGAUUUAUUUUCAUUCGAAUUAAUUGUUAGUUUCACUAUUAGUGAAGAUGGUAAUGCCGAUAAACCCUUUUUUUCUUGUGUCACAAAUAGAUUCAUUUCCAAAACUUCUAUUUUAGUCUCAUUUCCUGCCCUUUGGGUUCUGUGAGACAUUGACGAGCGAAAGAGGAGUGAGAUUGUCUGCCUGAACAAUGGUGGAAGCCUUUUACCCACCUGCACGCCCCCCAUAAAAAAAUAAAAUAAAAAAGGAGAAGAGAAAAGAGAGCCUUCAAGAGCUCUGUUCUUAAUGUUUGAUUAUGAAACAAUAUUCUUCAUACCAUAAAAAUGAGCUUAGAUUUUUCUGAAAAUUCUAUAAAUUUAAUAAUGUCUUUUUUUUUUUAAAACUGUCAUUAUCUGUAAAUUUUUCUUCCUGAAAAUUAAUUUGCAAAGAUGCCCUAGAUUUUUCCAUGGAGAGAUAGGGCAGUCGAAAAUUGGUAUAGGCAUUUGCAUGUAUUUAAAACUAUGCAAGCAGGUUAUUCUUUGAAAUUCAUAAAAAAAAAUUCAGCCGAAAUAUUUUUUAUUUGUGAUUUUUUCAUUGUCUACUCGUUGAUUUGUGAAUUCUUCACGGAUAUCUUUUUGACAUAUCAAUCUCUUUGCCACACCUUUAAAUAUUUCAUGGAGCAUUGUUCUUUCCUUGAUCUAUUCUUCAUAAAGAAGAAGAAAAGGCCACGUUUUCAUGAAUUGUUGUUCUUAUUUCAUUUUCGACGCAUGAUUCUGCCUUGGAGAGGGAAAUAACGAGGUUCCCAGGGGAAUUUUUCUUUUAUAGCUCGACUUCUUGGCCAAAAGAGGAAAAAUCUCAUCUAUACAUUUUUGUUAUUGUUCAUGAAAAUAUAAGGUUUGUUUCCCAGGGUAGUCUAACACCAUUUCUUUCACAGGGAGAGCCGAAGGAGUUCUCUUCGAGGAUGAUGGCGACGGGUAUGACUUCAUCCGAGGGGGAUACCUUCUGACGUACUAUGUUGCCGAGCUUCACUCUUCAUCCGUCACAGUCAAAGUUUCUAGGGCUGAAGGGUCACUCGAGAGGCCGAAACGGGCCCUUCACGUGCAGUUAUUGCUGGGUGGGGGCGCCAUGGUACGUCUUUAGGAUUGCAGAUUCAAGCUUUAUGAAGUGGAUCCAAAACAUCCGGACACCUAGCUCUUCAUUUUUUUUAUUUUAUUUUAUUUUAUUUUAUUUCUAAAGCGCUUUAAUAAUUUUUUUUGUUGGUCCCCGGAGAUUCAUGCACGGGGAAAUGAUGGAGAGGAAAUUAAGUUUCCCAUGCCUUCCAAAGCUGAGGUUUCAGAAUUAGUCGCAGAGGGUGAAGAACAGUAUAGAACACUUAUCGGUAAUCCUCUUUUUCUCAGUACUUUAGAGUUAAAACCAAGCCUCCUCGAUUCCAUUUUCCUUCUUUGGAAUUUUCACAAACUGCAUUUGUUUACAAGUUGUCUCAAAAAAAAAUUUAUGCAAUGUAUUCUAUUUGUUACACUUUUUUUUUUCUGGAAAUAUUUCUUGCCACAUUAGUUUUUUCACUGGCUAAGAGAUUUUAUGAACCAUCUUCAUAAUACUGCUCGCGAUUAACAAUGGCGGGGUUUAGUUCAUCAUGCUGCCUUUUCUCGUCCUUGGGCAAGAACUGAAUAGGUUCUGAACUUUGAUGCUCUGUAUGAUUCUCAUGGUCAUGAAUGCAUGACCAUGAUAAUCCAGUUUCCUGGAGAGAGAUUCUUCAGAUUUAAGAACAGAAAAGGGUAAGUCAACUCAUUUAUACAUUCGCAGAUAUGCCAGCAAGGUUCAAAGUUGGCUCACUCUGACCACCCAUACCUGAAUGGGAAACAAUCUAGGAAUCCCACGCUGUUGGGCUUCCCUGAUGGGCAAUGAUUUCUUUUGGAAAUUCAGAUCCACAAUUAGCUAUUCUCUGUACCCUGUGGCACAUCCUAACUUAUGUGGCUCGAUGGGAUUUUAAUUUUCUGAGACAUGAAAUACCCCAGAUUUCUUGAUUUUUAUUUUUAUUUUUAAAAGUCAAACAACCUGUUCUCAUUUCUCCUCACAAUCUAAUGCUCUGCUGAUGAGUCGAUGGGAUUCUAAUUUUCUGAGACAUGAAAUACCCCAGAUUUCUUGAUUUUUAUUUUUUUUAAAAAGUCAAACAACCUGUUCUCAUUUCUCCUCACAAUCUAAUGCUCUGCUGAUGGGUCGAUGGGAUUCUAAUUUUCUGAGACAUGAAAUACCCCAGAUUUCUUGAUUUUUAUUUUUUUUAAAAAGUCAAACAACCUGUUCUCAUUUCUCCUCACAAUCUAAUGCUCUGCUGAUGGGUCGAUGGGAUUCUAAUUUUCUGAGACAUGAAAUACCCCAGAUUUCUUCACUUUUUUUAUUUUUUUUUGAAAAGAAAAGGUCAAACAACCCGUUCUCAUUUCUUCUGACAAUCUAAUGUUCUGCUGAGACGGCGAUCACAGAAAACGCUAGGCGCAUUCCAGACAUAGACUAUGCCUCAGAAAAGAAAGGCGUGGAAGUCACAAGGACCCCGGUCAAGAUGGAGCGCGGCGACUGGGUUCUUGAAGUGGUGCCCUGGAUCGGCGGCAGACUGAUCUCCAUGGUACAUUCCCCUUCAGGUAACUCCCCAGACUCGCCCAUGUCAGAAGCCCUUCUGGGACGUGGAAAUGGGUGGCCUUCUUUUGAAGGGUUGACCUUUUAUAACCUCGUUUGAGGGGCUGCGCAGGGAGUCAAUGGCUCGCAAGCAGGGAGGACUUUGGAGGGUACGAAGAAUACGGCGGGGCUGAGUACCGGUCCGCCGGAUGCUCAGAAGAAUAUACGGUCAUUCGGUAAAUAAUCGGGUCUCAUCCAUGGAAGAGCAGAGUAAGUUGCGGAGACCCAAUUCUGGAAUGCGUGUUUUGCAGGAGGCGAAUGGCGGAAUCUGGUGAAGAGUCUCUGGAUAUGGAAGGGGAUAUUGGGGGGGGGUUGACCCUCAAGCGGCGGAUAUCGAUCCCCAAGGAAGACCCCAAGGUCUUCAGGAUCGAGUCCUCAAUCGUAGCCCGCAGCGUCGGCGCCGGCUCCGGUGGAUUCUCAAGGUCUCUGAUCAGUAUCCCGACCGUGAAUCUAGAGCUCCAUCUCUCUCUCUCUCUCUCUCUCUCGCUGUUUAUACCUACACACAAAUUCAUUUCUGGGUUUAAUCAUCAUCAUCAUCAUCUUCUUCUUCCUCUCUCUCUCUCUCUCUCUCUCUCUCUCUCUCUCUCUGUAUACCCACUCACUAACUCAUUUCUGGGUUUCAUUAUCAUCAUCAUCAUCAUCUUCUUCUUCUUCUUCUUCUUCUCUCUCUCUCUCUCUCUCUCUGUAUAUCCACUCACACACUCAUUUCUGGGUUUCAUCUUCUUCUUCUUCUUCUUCUUCUCUUCUUCUUCAUCAUCAUCAUCAUCAUCUUCUUCUUCUCUUCUUCUUCAUCAUCAUCAUCAUCAUCUUCUUCUUCUUCUUCUUCUUCUUCUUCUUCUCCUCUCUGUCUGUCUGUCUCUCUCUGUGUUUCUGUGGGUAAUCAUUUUUUGUUGCAGGCUGAUGUGCCUACGAGUGCACCCGUCAUUCGCUCUCCUCCACCCCGCCGAGGUCUAUAUCUCCUUCACUUCUCUCGACGGCGAGAAGCGCGAGGUUUGGCCCGAGUCCGGAGAGAAGUUUCUGGACGGCAACCUCCGCCCCAACGGUAAUCACUCCUCUCUCCCCUCUCCCCCCCUCAUCGUCCUUCCAUGCACGACCACCUUUUCUCUCUCAGUUGACCUACCCCCCCCUCUCUCUACAUUUUCUCUCUCUGGGCAGGGGAAUGGAGGCUAGUGGACCCAUGCGCGGGGGUGGAGCUGGUCAACCGCUUCGAUGUCAGCCAGGUGGAGAGGUGCAUGAUACACUGGGGCAGCGGCACAGUCAACAUGGAGCUGUGGUCAGAGGAACGACCCGUCUCCAAGGUCACCCCUCUCGGGAUCUCCCACGAGUACGAGGUCAAGCAGUUGACCUAA
This is a messenger RNA of Spirodela intermedia, 11641 nucleotides long. NCBI's taxonomy places the organism in Eukaryota, Viridiplantae, Streptophyta, Magnoliopsida, Alismatales, Araceae. The record is from the annotation of a GenBank genome assembly.